This is a messenger RNA of Rhipicephalus microplus (southern cattle tick), 819 nucleotides long. Its product is annotated as 8.6 kDa transglutaminase substrate. The record is from RefSeq and is a predicted model, not a curated record. NCBI's taxonomy places the organism in Eukaryota, Metazoa, Arthropoda, Arachnida, Ixodida, Ixodidae.
UCUCUCCUUUUAUGGGCAGUUUCUGCAUUCAGCUGAACAGGCUUUCCUCCAUCGUCGCUAUCAGCAGAGGCGGCAACCAAACUUCUUUUUCUGCCAUAUAUAAGGUCACUUGCUCAAAACGUGCAGAAAGCAAGGCAGAUCUUCCAGUUGCCGUUGUGAGAGGAUAAACCAUCGUCGCUUCUUCUUGGUGAGAAGAUGAAGGUCGCCUUUGUAUCCGUAUUCCUCAUCGUCGCCCUCGCCUGCAGUGUGUCUGCGACGUCGCCUCCACAGUGUGCAGGCGUAGUGUGCGACCCAUCAACAUGUGAGGUGCUGGAAUGUAGCUGCGGAACCUACAAGGGAUACUGCGGCUGCUGCGACUACUGCCAUGCAUGUCCCAACGAAGAGUGCAACAGCUUGUUCACGGACCCUUGUUCGGAGGGCUACCACUGCGUCCUGGACAAUCCUGGGCGACGCUUUGAGAACGGAGGCACCGGCCACUGCAAGCCGAAGCCACAAGCUACUGCCCAGAGCUAGGCAGUUGCGAAGAGCUGCCCAUUGAAUUCCCUUUUUAAAAGGAUGCCGAUGGCAAAUAACCAUUUCUCUCUGAGUGAAAGGCCAAUUCUUAAAAACAUCUAGAUCAUAAAUAUCACACGCAGCAGCCAUUUACCUGUUGAGAAAUCAAGGUAAAUGAAGGAGGCUAUUCGCGUCGCCAACGUUACAUUCUGGAACAAGGCCGAUGACGUAGUAGAGUCUCAGGACAAUUAGCACAACUCAACCAACUGAUACUAGAAAAAAAUGUUUCACGGCAUUUUAAUGCGGAAUAAAAAUACAACUACUGCG